ACGCUUGUUUAUAGUAAUGGCUGCUCACGUCCCUCUUCUGACAUACAUAUAUUCAUAUUGAAUAUAACUUCUUGAAGCACAAUGCAAAGAUAUUCCAUCAAAAAUCUGCCUCAAUAAAAAGAGUAAUCAAUUUGGAUUAAUAAAAGAAAUGACUUUCGUAUUCCUAGUACAGGGAUUGAGAUGAUAUUCAUUAAUGAUGUGCCGGUAGGAAGAUUCUAGCACUUGCCAAGCGUCCAGUCUGAUGGCUGUGAUGUCAUCAGCUAUGCUACUCACAGCCACUAGGGGGUAAUGAUGUGACAGCAUUUAUCGAGCAUCUGGUGGGAUUGCGUGGAUGUUGCUUUUUGAGUUUUGAGUUUUUGUUUAUUUAUUUUUCAUGUAUAAUUUUGAGUUAUUUUGACUUUAUUUUUAAGAUUGUAUUUAGUGUUAGCUGUUUUUCUUUAAAAAAAGAAAAUCCAAUUUAUCUAUUCAAAAAUUUGUCUAUUUUGUAAAAAUGUUUACGUUUGUUUUUUGAAGUUUUGUUUUGCCUUUUUAAAAAUAUGAAUUUCUUUUCUUUUUUUAAUUGAAAAAAAAUUACCUGUAUUUUUUAAAAUUUUCAUUUAAUAUUUUGACAUUUUUAUGUUUUAUUUGAUGUUAAUUUUAUUCAAAGGGGCACGUGGGCGACUCACCACUUAAACGGACAUAAGUCCACUUUCCAACUCGAUGUACGUCGAUGAGGAUAACAAGAAUUAAUUCAACUUAACUCCAGUAAUUAAAGACCAACUAGUUUGUUGCUUUAAAAGCUGCCAAAACCAGGAAGUGGAUGCAGAAACAGGAAGUAAAUGUGCACAUGCUGUGAUGAUUAGUUAGCGUCAUAAUCCUUUAUUUGAUCGAUCUGAGAAAUGUGCUCCAAUGGUCUGGCAUUAACUUUUGUCUGUAGGACCCGAGCAAGAAUGUAUCAACUCCCGGUGACCAACUUGGAGAAAGUCCGCAAAGCGCGCAAGGCAGUGAAGAAUGUGCUGGGCGAGAUCGGCCUGGAGGACUGCCAGAACUUCCUCAAGGAGCUUGAUGGUAAAAAUGUCGAGAAAGACACCAAGGAAGACUCAAAGGAAGAAGAUCCAUUAAUGGGCACCGAGUGGACCGACUUCACCGACGGCUAUAACGGACGACAACGCAAGAAGUGGCCUUACCGCUCUCGCACCAUGUGCUGCGUCAUGUGCAAGUACUCGUCCAAGAACAUCUACCACUACCGCAACCAUGUGGCGCGAUGCCACGAGUACCUGCAGCGGCUGUGCUCGCUCUCCUCCUGCCAGCGCUGCGUCUUCGUGGCACACCCGCGCGCCGUCAAGAGGCACAUCCUGCUGUUCCACGGGGGCCGCGCACAAGAGCCGGGUGCGCCGCCGGCGUCGGCGGCUCCGGCCCCCGCGGCCCCGCCGCCGGCCGCCGUGGUCAACCGUGCCAUUGAGCGCUAUAAGUGCAGGAAGUGCUCCUACCCGUCGCAUUCCGUCUUCGCCGUCAAGAAGCACAUCAUCCUCAAGCACAUGGAGAGCGUGGCGGAGCAGUACAUCGGGUACCGCCACCCCAUAGCGGGUUCCAACGCCAAGCUGUACUGCUGUAAAGUGUGCAACGUCAACACGGGCAACCUGGACCAGAUGCUGCACCACAUGCUGGUAGAGCCCAAGCACUACAACGUCAGCACGCAGGUGCAGACGAUGAUCUACGACAACAAGGCGGCCCCCGCCGCCGCCCCCAGGGCUGUGUCCACGCCUAACGGCAACGGGGUCUACGUCACGUUGCCCAACCUGGCGCCCAAGCCGACGAACAAUAAGCCUUUCGUGGUGCCCGGCAACGGGCAGAACGGCAGCGGCACCGUGGUGGCGUUACAGCAGCUCCAAGGAGCGUCCAACAGCGCCACCCUGAUCUGCGCCCCCGGCAGCAACCAGGGUUUCUUGCCCCCGCAGGCGUCGGCACUGGUCCAGUUGGCAAGCGCCGAGGCUAAGGGCUUACUUCAGCCUGGCGCCACCAUCUCCCUGCGGGGAUCCUCGGUGGUGCAGUAUCCCGGCGUAAAGCCGGCCACGCCGUCGGUGGCCUCGCCUCAAGCGCAGCAGAUCCUGAUUCCGGCGCCCAAACCCGCCGGCGCACAGAUCCCGCCGGCCAACCAGGUGACGCUCCAAGGCACGAUGUUAACCUCGCAGUCUCUCCUGAGCCACCUAAUCCCCACUGGCAACCGCGUCAACGGCAUGCCCACGUACACGUUCGCGCCCCUCCAGGUGGCGGUGCCCGUCACGCAGAGCUCGAUCAAGCCCGCCGAGCACACCGCCAACCAGGCCAAGAAGUGGAUCACCUGCCCCCUCUGUAACGAACUCUUUCCCUCCAACGUCUUCGACAUGCACAUCGAGGUGGCCCACCAGACCAAGUUGGCCGCGGCCCGCACAGAGAGCCUGGCGGGCCGGGCGGCCUUCCUCAAGAAGAUGCCCGACAAGACCAUCAAGUGUCUGACUUGCAAGGUGCUGCUGUCGGAGAAGAGCGUUCUGCAGCACCUGCUCCACGGCCUCAGCUGCCUCUACUGCUCCACCUUGUUCUUCUCCGUUAAGCAGCUGUCGGAGCACGUCAAGAAGCACAACCCUACAGGCAAGCUCUACUGCGACUUCCUGCGCCAGAACUACAAGAUCUACACCAAGGGCAACGCCGGCAUCCUGUUCCCCUACUUCGACGUCACCACCGAGGCGCCCCAGGAGAUCCUGGGCGAGUGCGAGGUCAACCUGGCUCUGGUCACCAGCUCCCUGGAGCUCAUUUACGUCAAGCUGCAGCCCAGCAGUCAGCCCGAAGUCUGCUCUGCGCCCAUCAAAGUCAACGCCUCCUGCUGCCCCUUCUGUGACGAGAAGUUCCAGGAGGAGGCCAAGUACCUGCAGCACCUGAAGCAGAAGCACCUGGUGGCGCCCACCAUACACGCCAUCCUCAAGACCGACGCCUUCAAGUGUAUCUACUGCAACGGGGUCUACACGGGGAAGGUGACCCAACAGGCCGUCAUGCUGCACAUCCAACGGUGCCGCUGUUCCCCGAAGCCCCCGCAGGUGCCCAAAAUCACCGUCCCGGCGCCUCCGCAGGUGCCCAAACCCGCUCAGAUGCCUCGCCAACCCUCGGGGCUCUACUUCCUCCAGGUGCCCCAAGGGGUGACGGUCAAACCGGCGCAACCAAAGACAGCGGUGCAACCAAAGACACCACCGCAGACCAAGGAGCAACUCGAGUCCACCAGGAGGCUGGAGGCCGCUUUGAAGCAGGUCAUCGAGUUCAACAAGCGGGAGCGCGAGCAGAAGGCGGCCGUGCGCAGGAAGGAACCCCCGGAGCCCGAAAUUUCGGCCGACCCCAACAUCAAGUUGGUGCUCGAGCCGGCGUCCCAGGACCGCCGCGGGCACGAGGAGCGGCGUGACUUCAUCGCCCGCUACUUCAACGUCAGGCCGUACGUCGGCCGCGCCGAGACGGAAGAGCUCUGCCGACGCCUGUCGCUCAGCAAGUCUGAGCUGGUGGCGCUCUUCAGCAAGAAGCGCAUCCGCUGCAUGAAGAGCUUCAGGAGCAGCAAAGCCGCCGUGCUCCUGGGCUUCGACAUGGCGCGACUCGCGCGGCUACAACACCCUCUCGCCGUCCCCGAGCAGAGGUCUGUCGAGUCCAGGGAGGCGCAGCUGGAAGAGCUGGCGGAGGUACCGGCGGAUGCCGCGGAGGUGCCGGCGGCAGGCGAGCCGGACGGAGCCAGGGCCGGGGGAAGAAGCGAAAAUGACAAAGUAGCUGCUGAGGUGCCCGUGGAGCAAAACAAUUGACCUCGGAAGGAUUCUCACACAGCCCCAGACGUGACAUUGGAACUUUUUCUCCAUUAGUCAGACGUAAUUGCCAUCUGUCCCCGUGAAAAGAGUUUUAUUUGUCUGCAGGUGUCACCAAAUUGUGCCAAAGCACUACUUUUCUAUUAGAAGAGCGCCUUGGUGCCAUCUUGAGGUGUUUCAGAGGAAAGGUAAAACAAAUGGUAUUCAUUUGAAGUUUAUGCGCACAUUUCUCUACUUUGUGGCUACAAAUGAGCAUUUGGUGCACAUUUUAAAUGUAUUUUGCGGCCACAAUUUUUAAGGUUUAAUUUCCGCCGUUGUCAUGUCUGGGGUGCAGUGAACCCCCGCCACCGUAGUGAAAAUGCACACGUAAUUGAUGCCCUUAAAAGGUUUAUGCUGUUCUGUAAUUGCCUACACGUGCCACCAGGAGGUGGCAAAGUCCUACUGUUGUCUGACUGAAGCUCCUUAACUCACAUCAACAGAUGGGACCAAAGCACUACUGAAAAACAGUUCAGUUGUUCAGAGACAAAAGGCUGAGUUUCAUAACAAUCUGCAAAUAUGCAGGGGUUCACUGUGAUUGUAAUUGAAACAGGGUAAACGGCGACAUAACUCAAAUCCUCACGUGGUUGUAGUUCUUUGGUUGGACACUAGAAGGAGCCAUUCUUCAAGUGGUGAAGUGGAUGAAAAGAGCAGACUUGCUGCUCCUGGCUCUUUCCACACUCACUUUUUCAUAUACGUGUGUAUAUAAUAUGUGUAUACUUUGUGUGUGUGUAUGUAUAUAUGUAUAUAUAUAUAUUUAUAUGGAUACAUGUGUGUGUAUAUAUAUUUACACAUAUAUGUAUAUAUAUUUACAUGUGUAUAUGUAUGUCUAUGUGUAUAUAUGUAUAUAUA
Molecule: messenger RNA, 4679 nt
Organism: Phycodurus eques (leafy seadragon)
Lineage: Eukaryota; Metazoa; Chordata; Actinopteri; Syngnathiformes; Syngnathidae
Gene: adnp2b
Product: ADNP homeobox 2b
Exons: 4
Coding region: 879-3791 (970 amino acids)
Biological process (GO): regulation of gene expression
Cellular component (GO): nucleus
Source: RefSeq, a predicted model, not a curated record